GAUUGCGCUCCAUCACAAUGCAGUUUGUGAACGGCGCCUUGCUACUUAUAUUCUACUUUGGCGUAGACACGACGAAGGCUGAGGGCUGUUCGGGGUCAGCAUGUGGAAAGUGUGACUGCAGUGGUGUUAAAGGGGAAAAGGGUGAGCGGGGAUUUCCUGGCUUGCAAGGCAACAUGGGAUUUCCAGGAAUGCAGGGACACGAGGGACCCCCAGGGCCGAUGGGGCCAAAGGGGGAUCAUGGAACACCCGGAGCCCCUGGACUGAAAGGAACUCGAGGCCCCCCUGGUUUGGCGGGAUUCCCAGGAAAUCCAGGUCUUCCAGGCAUCCCCGGACAAGACGGCCCUCCUGGCCCGCCUGGAAUCCCAGGAUGCAAUGGGACAAAGGGAGACCGAGGCUUUGACGGAGCUCCAGGGUUUCCUGGCCUGCAGGGCCCACCUGGUAUCCCUGGAACUCCAGGAAUGAAGGGUGAUCCAGGUGGUGUCAUUGGAGGCUUCAUCCCACAGAAAGGCGAAAAAGGUUUUGCAGGGUUGCCAGGCGUGCCGGGACCGCAGGGGCCUCCUGGAGUCCCGGGCCCACCUGGACAUCCAGGAUCCGAAGGACACAGAGGUUUGCCAGGCCCCCCGGGACCCCCUGGAGAGCCGGGUGACAGACUAGCUUUCCAAGGUGAAAAGGGAGAAAAGGGAAACCCAGGAGUAAGGGGCCCUCCUGGUCCCCCCGGACCCCCCUUGCAAGAAGUGGGGCAACCCCCUAUCACUCACUACCUACCUGGACCCCAGGGUGAAACGGGAGUGCGUGGUGACAAAGGAGAAAAAGGUUACUGUCCGAUUUCCCUGAGUGGGGUCAAAGGUGAAAUAGGUCCACCAGGUCCUAGGGGUAAACCAGGGAAGGAUGGAGAGGAUGGCAGCAAGGGAGAGAAAGGUUUCCCUGGAGCACCUGGAUACGAUGGACGACCGGGAGAAAAAGGAGACCGAGGGCUUCCAGGAUAUGGUGGACCCCCUGGACCUCCUGGUCCACGUGGAUACCCAGGUUUAAAAGGAGAAAAAGGUUUCCCUGGGAUUCAAGGGGCCCCUGGCCUUCCAGGAGAGAACAUCCCUGGCCCACCAGGGGAUCGGGGAUUCCCGGGAGAGUCUGGACAGAAGGGAGACAGGGGUGCUGAUGGAGAAUCCCUGCUCGGACCGAAAGGCAAAGAUGGGCUUCCAGGGCCUCCUGGGCCCCCUGGACCUCCAGGUGAUGGAGAAUGCAACAUAGAACGAGGCCCACCAGGGCCACCUGGACCCCCUGGACUCAGUGGAGAACAGGGACAGAAAGGUGACCAAGGAGACACCUGUGUGCAGUGUGAGGCCUUUGGACCCCCUGGGCUGCCGGGCCCCCAGGGCCCAGCUGGAAGUCAAGGUUUCCCUGGCCCAGCAGGCAGUAAAGGAGAGAAGGGUCUUCCGGGGUUCCCUGGUUCUCCUGGUGACCCAGGCAGCAGAGGAUCUCCAGGGUUGAUGGGUGCCCCAGGAGCUAUCGGGGAGCCGGGUGACAUCUACGCAGCGCCUGGCCUGAAAGGGGAGAAGGGUAGCCCUGGCAGAGCUGGCAGCAGUGGGCUGCCAGGUCUGGAUGGGCUCCCAGGCAGGGAUGGGUUACCAGGCCAGCCGGGACCCAAAGGAGAACCAGCGACUGUGGGCAUUAAGGGAGACCAGGGUCGAGACGGGGAGCCAGGACAGAUUGGACUUCCAGGAGAGAGGGGUCCCCCCGGUCUCCCGGGAUAUGGGCGUCCCGGGGAACCCGGCGAAAAAGGCAGUCAGGGGCUGCCGGGACGUCCCGGAGCUCCCGGGACUGUAGGACCUAAAGGUGAACCUGGGAAAGCAGUCAGCUCACCUGGGCCACAAGGUGUCCCAGGACCUCGAGGAGAGACAGGGCGACCUGGACUCCAAGGUGAUCGAGGCCUUCAGGGUGAUCCUGGCAUGCCGGGUUUCCCUGGGCCGAAAGGUGACCCAGGCCUCCCAGGAAUCGGACUACCUGGCUCCCCAGGGCCCAAAGGGUAUUCGGGGAUACCUGGAGCCCCUGGCAUACCGGGAGCACCAGGACCAGUUGGACAGAAUGGCUUCCCCGGAAGCCCAGGGACACCUGGGCAAAAGGGUGAGCCAGGACGAGGGUUGCCAGGGCCGAAGGGCUCCAUGGGGCCCCAGGGGGUCACCGGGUAUCCGGGAGAGAAGGGGAGCGUGGGGCUUCCUGGCAUUCCGGGAGGGGAGGGACAAACAGGACCCCCUGGAGCUCAGGGAAUUAAAGGUGAUUCUGGGCCCCCAGGGCCACACGGGAUCGAGGGGCCCCCCGGGCCCCCAGGACAGGGCGAGCCCGGUGCACCUGGGCCGAUGGGUCCCCCUGGAUUACCUGGCCCCUAUGGAAGUGCGGGAGUGAAAGGGGAGAAAGGCUACCCUGGACCCCCAGGUUUGGACAUGCCCGGCCCUCAGGGGGAGAAGGGGGACGCAGGGUUCCCUGGAAUCGUGGGAACAAAGGGGUUGCCAGGUAGACCAGGUCCUCCCGGAAGAGAUGGAUUCCCAGGCGAGCCAGGUCCAAAAGGAGAAAUGGGCGUCAUGGGAACACCAGGUGUACCUGGAUAUCAGGGCACCCCUGGCACCCCUGGCCUACCUGGCCAAAGAGGUCAAUCUGGUGAAAUAGGACUGAAGGGAGACUCUGGAGAGCCAGGGCCCAAAGGAGAGCGUGGAGAGCAAGGUCUGCAGGGACCUCCUGGGAACAUGACCGACGUGGACAUGGAGCAUAUGAAGGGAGAGAAGGGCGACAUUGGGGACAGAGGUGAUCCUGGACCAACUGGAGAAAAAGGACACCUGGGACUGCCUGGAUCACCAGGAAUGCCUGGAAAAGACGGAGAGCCAGGUGCACCCGGACAGCCAGGGUCGAAAGGUGACACUGGUGUACCUGGAGAGCCAGGAAGUGUUGGAUCACCUGGACCGAAAGGCAGUAUUGGAGAAAUGGGGCUACCAGGUUCGGCUGGACCAAAAGGUGCUAAGGGAACGAUCGGGACGCCCGGCCACCCGGGAUUCCCUGGCUCUGACGGCACGAAGGGAGAGAAGGGUGAUGCAGGACUACCGGGCAUUGGGGUUCCUGGACAUCCAGGAGAGAAGGGUCAGGUGGGCCAGCCCGGUUUCCCAGGGGUCCAAGGAGAUAAGGGCCAGAAGGGUGUAAUGGGUGUUCCAGGCAUGCCCGGAUCACCGGGACUAAAGGGAGACCAGGGGGUAGAGGGACAGCAAGGUAGUCCUGGACACCCAGGUGAGAAAGGAGUCAGCGGACUUCCAGGUGUACAUGGAGAGCCAGGAUUUCCUGGACGGCCAGGUGAGCCAGGUCUGCAGGGUCCGGCGGGUCCACAAGGGGAGAAGGGAGAACCUGGCGUGGAUGGGAUACCUGGUUCCUCUGGGGAGAGGGGUGACCCAGGUUUUCCAGGCCGAGGGCUCCCUGGGUCUCCUGGACUGAUCGGCAGUAAAGGUGACAAAGGCAGCGCUGGACUCCCGGGUAUUCCAGGGAACUCUGGUAUCCCAGGACCAAAGGGGGAGAAGGGUAUCCAGGGCAGCCAGGGUCAGCAGGGCUGGCCAGGGGAGCCGGGCCUCCCAGGGCCUUCGAUGGAAGGGCCCAAGGGAGAGCAAGGAGUGCCAGGGACACCUGGUGAUCCAGGUGCACCUGGAGCUCCGGGUCCUGCUGGAGUUCCAGGAAGUGCAGGAGCCAAAGGGGAGAAGGGAGACCAUGGCUUCCAGGGGUCUCCAGGACCACAGGGAUACAAAGGAGAGAGAGGACAGCCUGGUGUUCCUGGACAAACUGGCCUGCCAGGAUACAACGGACCAAAGGGGGAGAUGGGACAGCAAGGUGUUCCUGGAUUCCAAGGGGUGAAAGGUGAAAUUGGAAUAUUUGGACCCAAAGGAGAGCUGGGAGACAGAGGUUUCCCUGGAGAGAAAGGUAACACCGGCCCACCUGGACCACCAGGGCCCCACACCUUCAUCAAAGGGGACAUUGGGAUUCCAGGACCCCAGGGCCCACAGGGGCUAAAAGGACAGCAAGGAUUAAUUGGACUUAAAGGGCAGCAAGGUGUGACGGGACCGUCAGGUGGGAAGGGAGAUGAGGGGGUGCCAGGUUACCACGGUCAGCCUGGAACCAAGGGAGAACCUGGUCCUGUUGGACCUUCAGGACCCAGAGGAUACCCUGGCCCACCUGGGCCAGAUGGUGUCCCAGGCCAGGUGGGGCCUCCAGGCCCCUCCUCCAUGGACCAUGGCUUCCUGGUCACACGCCACAGCCAAUCAGUGGAGGUCCCACACUGUCCAGAGGGCACCAGCCCCAUCUAUGAUGGAUACUCCCUCCUGUAUGUCCAGGGCAACGAGAGGUCACAUGGACAGGACCUGGGAACGGCUGGCAGCUGCUUGAGGAAGUUCAGCCCCAUGCCUUUCUUGUUCUGCAACAUCAACAACGUCUGCAACUUCGCGUCCAGGAAUGACUACUCCUAUUGGCUGACCUCCCCAGAGCCCAUGCCCAUGAACAUGGCGCCCAUCACUGAGCAGAAUAUCAAACCCUUCAUUAGCAGGUGUGCUGUGUGUGAGGCUCCUGCUAUGGUGAUUGCAGUCCACAGUCAGACCAUAAUGAUCCCGCCUUGCCCGACUGGAUGGGACUCCCUGUGGAUCGGAUAUUCCUUCGUCAUGCACACCAGUGCAGGUGCUGAGGGCUCUGGUCAGGCCUUGGCCUCACCUGGGUCCUGCCUGGAGGAGUUCCGCUCCGCCCCCUUCAUCGAGUGCCACGGGCGGGGAACCUGCAACUACUACGCCAACUCCUACAGCUUCUGGCUGGCCACCAUCGAGGAGGACGAGAUGUUCAAGAAACCGGUCCCCACGACGCUGAAAGCGGGAAGCCUCCGCACUCACAUCAGCCGAUGCCAGGUCUGCAUGAAGAGGACAUAAACCCCCCCCCCCCGCGGAUGUUCCGACUGCGCCUCUACCGCGUUUUGGCUCCCUACAAAUGAUGGUGCUAUUUUAGAAGGACAGAUUCCCAACCGAAUGAACCGAAUACCAACCAAACGAAUGCGUUGCCGCUGGAAUGCCGGGGGUCCUGAGCCGGGAGACCAGCUGGCGCCUUGCUUGUUCCAGAACACUCCGCUACUUUGCCGCAGCGUUUCUUCACCGAAUGGCACUUUGUUUAUCACUGCACUGACUAUAGCCCUAUUGUAAGCAGGUGUCCAUUUUAAAGGAGUAUGCGUGCGCCCGGUGCUAUCCAGUACACCUAUCUAUCCUUUGUUAUGUGUUUUUUCAUAGUAAUGCCUCAGUGUUGUUUUUAUACAGAUUCCACCUAACUACAUCAAUUCAUAGAUAUAAAUAUUUUUAUUAUUUGUUUUUUUAUUCAAAAGUUGUACUAAUGUCCAGGCUGGGACUGCAGCUCGUUACAGGUGACUGUAGUUGAAAUCACUGUCAACUAAUGGUUACCACAGCACUCAACUAGAGGUACGGGCAUCACCGUACCAUUAACUUUAUUGUAAAUAUAAUGCAUUUAAAGUACUAACCACUUCGCCUCCAGAACAGGUCAGGUAAUGUUCUUCAUUUUUGUGAACCAUCCUUCUUUUAUUUAUAAGAAUAAAAAAUGUACAAGAAAAAAAAUGGAUGUAAAAAGCCAAAGAGCAGAGAGCCAUGGGGCCUAUAAUGCAGUGUAAAUGCUGUGCUCCAAGCUAAGGCAUGGGCAUGUGCUGGUUACAGUAUAUAUAGUGUUAUGCACUGCAUAGCCCUUGGGAGGCCCUUGGGAGAUCGCCCUCGAUGUGUUUGAGUUUGUAUACAGCUCGCUGGGAGAAACUAGUUACUCCAGUGUGUUUGUGCACAGAGCACAUGUCAGGAGAGAGGAUGCCACUCUAAUGUGUUUGCAGGAGCAGUUACAGUGGAGCUACAUGCAGGAGAGGCAAAUAGCUUCACUUUAUAUCGAUGAUAACCACGAGUCUGUUUUCCAUUAUGAAAAAGCCAGGUUUUUUAACAGGGAUCACCCCUACUGUGUUCUGGGUGUUUGCAUUGCCUGUGUUCACUAAAGGGUGGAGCUUACUUUAAUUGGCAUACAUUGUAAAACAAUUAAAAAUGGCCAGGGAUAAUUAAUAAAAUAGGGUGAGUUUUGGCCAGAUGGACAUGUCUAAAUUAAGGAUUAUCAUAUUUAAGAUCAAUAAAGGCUAUUUGCAGUACAGUGAAAAUAAAGGUAAGUUCUCUGCCUCACCCUUUUGUAGCUCUCCAGCUGCCAGUUGAGGGGUGAUGGUGUCACAUGGAAAUAUCUGUGGCCCUACGUCGCCCCCUGCUGCCUCGCGCACACCCACACACAACUUCCGCUCCGAGUUACAUUCCACAGCAGCAAAACCCUCUCAGCAAAUCAUGAAGCUUAAUUCCCCCGUCAGCUGUAAUUAUGAUAUCAUGUGCUUUUGACAUCACCACGUCAGACAUCGGUGCAGUGGCCCUGUGGCAAGGGCAUGUGGGCUAGAAUGACCGCACUAAGUUAUACAUCCAAAACCCCAGCUGCAUUUUAAAUUGACGUUGUUUGCUUCUUUGCCAAAUUUGGGGUGGUGGGCUGGUGUCCUUCCCAGAGGGUGAGCUUCGUGAACAUCAGCUGUUUUGUGUCACGUAAAUUGGGACGAAUAGGCACAUGAUUCCUUCCUCAUUGCGUCCAACACCAAAGUUAGAGUGUAGCCCCACCCCCAUUUGAGACAGGACAAUCACGAUUAUAUCACACGUAUACUGUGUUGUACCAUGCUCAGCCUUUCUGCAAAAACGUGCCAUUUGCUCUUCCCAGCUUCCCAGCUGCACUUGAUGUUUUUGUCUUCAGGGUUUUUUAUGGGCAAAUUAACAUAUGCUAAAUAAACCACAUGCACACACACACACACGCACACACACACACACACACACACACA
Messenger RNA from Megalops cyprinoides (Indo-Pacific tarpon), 6907 nucleotides. RefSeq names its product collagen alpha-1(IV) chain-like. The record is from RefSeq and is a predicted model, not a curated record. The transcript is spliced from 52 exons. Gene Ontology annotation, cellular component: collagen trimer. Lineage: Eukaryota; Metazoa; Chordata; Actinopteri; Elopiformes; Megalopidae. The coding region runs from base 18 to 4937 and encodes 1639 amino acids. Gene Ontology annotation, molecular function: extracellular matrix structural constituent.